Molecule: messenger RNA, 6463 nt
Organism: Contarinia nasturtii (swede midge)
Lineage: Eukaryota; Metazoa; Arthropoda; Insecta; Diptera; Cecidomyiidae
Product: hemicentin-1-like
Exons: 21
Coding region: 1-5883 (1960 amino acids)
Biological process (GO): cell-cell adhesion
Cellular component (GO): cell-cell junction
Molecular function (GO): cell adhesion molecule binding
Source: RefSeq, a predicted model, not a curated record
AUGUUCAUUAAAAUUGUGCUGUACAGUGAAUUGAUUCUGUUAUUGUGUGCAACACAAUCAUUGUCAUACAUAGAUAGCAACCAAUAUAAUUUAAAACAACCGUUUAUAAAUAGUUCAAUAAAAUGCAACGAUCAAAGUUCUUGCUUAAAUAAUCAAAUAGAAAAUGUGGGUCGUUCGAUUGUUAAACGUGAAGUGAAAAAUGAUGUGCGCAUCUCAAUGAAAGCAAAUCAACCACGACCAGGUCAAAAGAGUUUAGUGCUUGUUUUUGAUGCGACCUCAUCAAUGAAAGAUGACCUGGAUCAACUUCGGAAAGGGGUUACAAUGUUAGUCAAUAAGUUUUCUAAGAUUGAAGAUAAUCCAUUUUAUAAUUAUAUUUUUGUACCAUUUCGCGAAGAAAAUGGAGCAUUGGCAAACGGCCCCUCAUUGGUGACGGACGAUAAAGAUGAACUUUUGGACGCUUUAAACAAUGUUGACAUUUAUGGUGGUGACGAUUGUCCGAAGACUAUGCUUAAUGGAAUGAUGGAGGCAUUAAACCAUUGUCUGCCAUUUUCUUAUGUGUACGCAUUUAGUGAUGCAUCAAUAAAAGAUUAUUUUUUGGAAAAAGAUAUCAUCGAAGUGAUACAACGCAAACAAAUCACUAUAACAUUUCUACUAACUGGUUACUGUAACAAUAGGAACACCGAACACUAUAAAGUAUUUGACCGACUAAUCAAAGUUAGUAACGGUCAACUAUUCGAUAUUACAACUCAAGAUAUUGGAGUAAUUUUACAAGAUGUAACAAAAAAAUUGGACAAACAGCAUACCCUAUUAAUUUCAACCUAUUCAAAUCAUAGUGAAUUGAGCCAAUGGACAUUUCCCGUUGAUGAGACAAUGAAAAAUCUCAAUAUUAUGAUUGCCGGCGAAAAGGCAAAAGUUUGGUUUUACGAUCCGACUAACAUAGCAGUAAAGAAUAAAUUCGACUCUGUUAGUUUGAUAUAUGUAAAAGGAUAUACGAUUGAAAAUCCAGUUCCGGGUGAAUGGCAAAUUGAGACAUUUGCACAUGGACCUCAUUCUGUUCGUUUGACAGCCAACUCUAAAAUACAUUUAUCUUAUGGUUUUUCAGUUGAAUCUCCAAAUAGAACGUCAGAUAUAAGUCAUUUUACUCCUUGGGGCGGAUUGCCAAAUAUUUUAACAAUUGUAUCGUCACAUAAAAUAAACUUAACCGAAGCACAUUUGCAAUUUGAUGAUGCUGAGCCUAUCAUUCUACCAUUAAUAGAGAAACAAAUUGAAAAUACAAUAGAGUUUUUUUAUGAAACGGCUGCAUUUGAACCGCCAAAGGAGUCGUUUAAAAUUUUGGUGACCGGAUACGAUGAAAAAAUGAACCCAAUAAAAAGAAUGAUAUCGACAACUGUACAAGAGUUGGAUGGAGUGCCGCCAAAAGUUACUAUACUUGAAACAAAUACAAGCGUUACCGAAGGUGAAACUUUAUUCCUCAAGUGCAACGUUCAAUCAUUAGUUCCGUCAACGAUUCGGAUUUAUCAUAAUCAAAAGGAAGUCAAAAGAUUAAAAUCAAAUGAAUCGAUGACGAAUGUACAAUACGAAAUUGAAUCAUCUGAACCAAAUGCUGGUAGUCAAUAUACAUGUGUAGCUUCUAAUCAGUACGGCUUGUCCAAUCAAAGUAUUCAAAUUGAAAUAAUGCCAACCCCUCUGGUAGUUACCAUACCAGAUAGUCAAUACAUUGGAACGGAGAAACAAUCCCAAUUCAAAAUACCAUCUACAAUUGUGGCAUCAUCAAAAUUCACACCAAGUGUUAAGUGGUAUUUCAACGGCGCUGAAAUUGUUACCGAUGGUAAAACUUACAUGAUUUCAGAAUACAAUUUGAUCAUUCAAAAUGUGAUAAAAGAGCUUUCGGGAAACUAUUCAGUUGUUGUUAAAGCGGGUAGUAGCAAACAAACAGCAUCGACUCAAUUCACCGUUUAUUUUGCGCCCAUAUUAAAUGAAAUCGAAGUUGAAGAGAUCUAUGUAACGUAUGGUGAACCGGUGGUCGUUAAUUGCACUGGACUUUCAUUACCACAAGCUCAAAUCAAAUGGAAAUUUCCAAAUGCAAAUACAUUCGAAACAUUUGACGAGAGUCCAUUGCAAAUCGAAUCGUUUGAAUUUUUAGAUGAAGGAGUAUACGAAUGUAAUCUUGAUAAUGGAAUUGAACCGAUUGCCAUUCGAAAAGUUACACUAAAAGGUCUAGCAAAUGGUCCACCAAACAUUUCAAAGACCAAUAUAAAACAGCUAAAUGUGUCGGAGGGUGAUGAUAUUAAUUUGACAUGUCACUGUGAAAUGUGCGAACCAUUGCAAAUGCUCUUGUGGAACCGAAUCGAAAAUUUAACACAAGAAAUUAUUAGCGAUGAUUCUGCAAAUAUAAUCGAUUACACAUGGUAUAUUAAAAAUAUAUCAAAGGAAGAAAGUGGCACAUACGAGUGCUCGUUGUUCAACGAAUUCGGCAAUGAUACUUUUUCGAUUGAUAUAAACGUAAAACGACCACCAAAAAUUGAAGACAUACAUGAGAAAAACUCAUUUCACAAAUGCAGUACUAAUGAAAAUGUGAACUUGGUCGAGUUAGAAAGUGAAAAUGGCAAUUUAACAGUACCGUUCAACGUUUAUGACUGCAUCGCAUCCAAUGUUUAUAAUAGAAACAUAACAAUUGUAUUGUUCGAGGAAUGUCCAAAUGAAAAGAUCCAUUCGAUUGCAGUUUAUUUAAAUAAUUCGAAUGUAAUAUCAAGGUGUAGGUUAAAUAAACUACAUGCACCAGAUUUAACACAAAUUUUAAACGGAACAGGAGUAGAAGAAAAUUAUUUAUAUUUAGAUGUUCCCAAUGAAGAUGCUUUUGAAUGCAUUCUGCAAUCAAACAACACCGCUCCAUUCAACACAAAUACUUUGCUGGCUAUUUUUGUUACAUCAAAUUUGCUCUCGGAGAAUGAUACAAAACUCAUUCAAGUAACGCCAAACAGUGACCCGAUAUUGAAAUGUUCGGCAAAAACAACAUCGCCAUCAAAAUGGAUAAAACAACCAUAUAAUUGUGAAACGUUCAGCAAUAUUUCCAUCGCAAGCAAUUCAUUUUAUUUUCUGGUGCACGAUGCACCAAAAAUUCAAUCUAGCCUUGAGAAAAACAUACGUUUGCUGAGAGGAGAACAUACUUCGAUUACAUGUUCAGCGAUUGGAAGUAAUGUCAAAGUUUAUUGGACCGAUGAUCAAUCGACUAAGACAUCAACCAAUGUAUUGGAUCUCGAUACAAAAAUACUAAAAUUUAAUGAGAAGAAUUUUACGUGUGUUGGCGAAAAUGCAUUCGGAAAAGAUUCGCAUUCGAUUUGUGUUCGAAUUAUUGACAGACCGGAGCUAUCACAUAAUCUUUCUGAUAGUCUACAGAAUACAAAGCACAUCCAAUUGGGGUCCAAUCUGAAUUUGACAUGUCCAUUUGAACAUUUUAACCAUUUUAAAUGGUUAAAAAAUGGAAAACCAUUCAACAGUGACAUGAAAGACUUGAGCUUUUCCAAUGUUUCCAUAACUGACGUUGGUAAUUACACAAUUCAUGUCGAAAAUGAAGCCGGAUAUAAUGAAUAUACAUAUGAGAUUGUAGUUCAAUAUGCGCCAAUUUUUCAAAAUACAACAAUGAAUGGUACAAUUAUUGAUGUUACAUCGCCGUCCAAUUUUUCGAUCGAUUGUAAGGCACAUGGAUUCCCCGUGCCCGAAUUAAAAUGGAUGCACAAUGGUCAAAGCAUAUCAACAAAUGAAACUUUAUUCAUUGAACAUGUGAGUGCAUCAAAUCAUGGCAAGUACACGUGUACAGCUACCAAUGAAAAUGGUGCAACCGAAAUUGUUGUCAACUUAAAUGUUUUGUUUGCACCAAUGUCAGACACGAACGAGACAAACCAAAUUAUAAAAGUAGUCCAGAAUCAUUCAGUCGUAUUGAAUUGUUUAAUGCAUGCGAACCCAGAACCCAUCUACGAAUGGUACAAACACAAAGUCAAAAUAUCCGGAGCAAAUCGAAGUUUACUCGAAAUUCCUGGACAAAGUCUAACGGAAAGCGGUAAUUAUACAUGCAUCGUGUCGAACACUGUAUCGAGCAGUGUAAAACAUUUUACACUCGAUGUAUACGCCAUUCCAUCGAUACAAUCUAUUUCGGAAAAUAAAACAUCUCAGGCACAAGAUGGGAAGAACAAUUUAUUGUGCAAUGCGACUGGAAAUCCAAUGCCAACGUUGUCAUCAACGUUGUUGUGGAUUAACGGUAAUCAGACAUUGUUCUCAUCAUCGAAAUCGAAUUUAUCAAAUGAUUUCCGAUUAUCUGAAUUAUGUACAUACCAUAAUGAUACCAAUUUGAUUGAAAAACCAUUUGGUGACGAUCAAGACAACAUCAAAUGGAUAUUUCGUUACAAAUGCCCUUAUUCCAUUCAAAUUGAAUUGCAUCUCAAUGAAUGGCCAACUGGUUUACAUCGUUUUGAUUGUUUUGCAUCAAAUACAUAUGGUCAUGAUGAACGCAGCACUUUCAUCGAAUAUGUAUCGAAACCAACAUUUUCACCGGACACAAAUGCAUCGAUUGACAUUGGAAUUGGUGAACCAAUCGACUUGAAUUGUGACUUCGAAAAUGCUUAUCCACCAGUUGAAAAAAUGUUAUGGAAAAAAAAUGGUAUUGCCAUUAAUUUUGUUACAGAACAUAAAUACAUGCUGGCAAAUGAUAACAGAACCUUACACAUUUCAUCUGUAACAACCGACGAUGGAUUCUUUACCUGUAUCGCCGAAAACUCGGUGGGAGUUGGUGAACUGUCCAAAACAUUGAAUAUUUUAUCACCACCAAGAUUGGCCAGCGCAGCAAGUAACAUAAAAAUGCGAAAUCAAAAUAAUAACAUCGCAACGGAAGCAAAACUAAUCAUUCAAAAUGGUCAAGAAAUAUCACUCGAAUGUCCAAUUGAAGGCAAUCCCCGUCCCAAAAUUAGUUGGAUGGAAAUGAUUAGCGGCGAAAAACAUACAUCCAAUAAAAUGAUAGAUGUUCAUAAUUUGACAUUGAAAAGAGAUAGUGUGCUUGAAGAUACAACAUUCAUUUGUUAUGCAAAUAAUUCGUUGGGUUCAUUCAAUUAUACAUUUAGAGUAUUUGUUGAAAAGGCACCAUCGUCACUUGCAUCGACCCAAAUGCAAAUCAAACUGAAUAUGGGUGGAAAUUUUUCAAUAAAAUGUGAUGUUGAAGGGCUACCUGAACCGAAAAUAACAUGGUAUAAAAAUGAUAAUAUACUUACGUUUAUUAAUCAUACAAAACCAAAGGGAAAAUAUCAUUUCGAUAACAAAAAAUUGUUAGUCACAAAUACAAACUAUGACGAUUUUGGUGUGUACGUUUGUGUUGCGGAAAAUAAUUUGGGCAAAACAGAGCAAUCAUUUGAUGUGAUUUUCAAUCCAUAUUGGGGUGAAUUCAGCGAAUGGAGCGAAUGUAACAAAACGUGUGGCAUUGGUUUCACAGAACGGAAUCGAACUUGUAUUCGAUUGAAAUCACAUGAUAGUCAAUUAACAUGCAUCGGUGACGUUAAAGAAGUGGAAAAAUGUAUGAAAGAACCUUGCAGUUGGUCAAGAUUUUCGGCUUGUUCUCGUACGUGCGGCAUGGGACAGAUGUAUCGAUUCAAGGGUAAUAAAAUUGAAAUUGUCGCCUGCAAUCGGGGACCAUGUACCCAUAAAAGUAGCUUUAAAAAGCAAUUUGGUCCAAUACUUACGUAUGAAUCGUCCGGUUCAUCCAGAAACAAUGAGAAAAUUAAUCAAUAUUAUAAUCAGGAAAAUGCAUAUAAAUCCGAUCGAUACAAAAUGACACAUACCACAAAUCAUUCAAAAUCAAUAAAAAAGUCAAGAACAAAAAUGCAAGACCGACAGAACUGAUAACAUCGAGCACGUUGUCAUAGUUGACAAUUGCUUAAAUCAACUUUUUGUCUUCAAAAUGAAUCGAUUCAAAGAGAAGAUGUCAAUAGUAAACGCAAUCUCAAUAUAUUCGGUUUUUUUAUUAAAAAUUUAUUUCAAAUGUAAAAAUUCACACAUAAAAACAUUAAUAUUUAAAUUAGUUAUAGUUAUAGAAUCUGUUAAUAAGGCACACAAAUUAAAAGGUUUUAAUCUUCAUUUUUUUCUCUAUAAGUUUUUGUUUUAUACGUUUUCGUCUUUGCAAACAAACGAACAAAUAAAACUUUAAAUCCAUGGACAAUUUGUCAUCUAUCGCGGAAAAUGUGAUUUUAUUCAAGAGUGUGAUUGGUCUUUAAAUUUUUAUAUGAAACGAACGUGAAACGCAUCAAUUGAAAUUUUGUUUGUAUUCUUUAUCGCAUUCAAAGGUGCAUCAAUUGUCAAUGGAUAAGUGAAUUGGUCAUAGUUUGCGUUUUAUUGCUCAAAUGGACAUCACUAAAAUUCAAUACGUUUACUAAGUACUUGCUAGUAUGUAUUUUGUUUGCGCUUUGGAAAUUCAAAAAAAAAA